UUGAACCAUGCCCCAGCCUGAGCCCCAGGACAGCUGAGUCCACAGGGAGGAGCACAUCUUUGGGGAAGUGGGGCCUUGGCAGAGAGCGCUUAUAUUGUGAUUUUCAGCUGCAGGACAGAAGGAGUGAGUGGAGCACCUCAGAAGACUGGGACAAAGAGAGACAGAGAGAGAGAGAUGAGUCCUGAGCACUGCAGCUCGGUGAAGACACAAUACAACACACACGUGAAACUAUAACUGCAGGAAACACCCCCCCACUGCUGGUAACGAGAAGGGAGGCCUGGGGGAGCACCAGUAGCUGUCCAUCUAUCCAUCUAACCAGCCAGCAGCAAUGCAGGGGCUGAUGUGGAGCCUGUGCGCUCUGCUCUGCUUCUCCCUCUGGGAGGAAGGCUACUGCAGGAGCUCCAGAGAAGCCCGGAGGACCAAAGAGCCUUCUCUCCACAGGAGUAAAAGAGCCCCCAUCGACCCUGAUGCCAAAAAGUGUUCCUACACCUUCCUUGUCCCUGAGCAGAGAAUUACAGGUCCAAUCUGUGCCAGCACCACAGGCCCUGAGCCAGACAAGGACAGAGUGACCCGUAUGGACAUUGCAGAUGUGCGGGAGGUGCUCAACAAACAGCGGCGUGAGAUUGAGACGCUGCAGCUGGUGGUGGAUGUGGAUGGUAACUUGGUGAAUGAGAUGAAGCUGCUGCGGAAAGAGAGCAGAAACAUGAACUCCAGGGUGACCCAACUCUAUAUGCAGCUGUUGCAUGAGAUCAUCAGGAAAAGAGACAACUCUCUGGAGCUGGCCCAGCUGGAGAACCGCGUCCUCAAUGUGACCUCUGAGAUGAUGCGGCUGGCUUCAAGGUACAAGGAGCUGGAGGCCCGGUUUGCCACAAUGGCCGGGGUGGUCAACAACCAGUCCAUUCUCAUCUCUGCACUGGAGGAGCAGUGUCUGAGGACACUGGGACGUGGUGAGCUGCCCGUAGUUCCCCCACUGGUACAGGUGGUACCACAGAAUAUACCAGUUAACAAUCGUUUCACUAAUGAGAUACAGAGGGACAAUAACAACCGGGCCUUUCCCAGAGGAUCACGCAUGGACUCCCCUACUGCAAGCCCAUUUGGGAUUGACCCUCCACCACCACAGGGAACACUUACCUCUGACGGUCCCUUCAGGGACUGUUUCCAGGUGCGACAGGCAGGCCACACCACCAGUGGGAUGUACUUGCUUAAGACAGACGGCAGCGAGCGGCUGAUCCAAGCCUGGUGCGAACAUGGCCUUGACAAUGGAGGAUGGACCGUGUUGCAAAGGAGGAGAGAUGGCUCUGUUAACUUCUUUCGGAACUGGGAGAACUACAAGAAAGGCUUUGGAAACAUAGACGGUGAACACUGGCUUGGGCUGGACAAUAUCUACAACCUGGGGAAACAGGGUGACUAUAAGCUGAUGAUAGAGCUGGAGGACUGGACAGGGAAGAAGGUGUACGCUGAGUACAGCAGCUUCCACGUGGAGUCAGAGAGCGAGGGUUAUCGGCUGAGGCUCGGCACCUACCAGGGCAACGCUGGGGAUUCCUUCAGCAGUCACAACGGCAAACAUUUCACCACGCUCGAUCGUGACAAGGAUGCAUUUUCUGGUAACUGCGCACACUUCCAUAAGGGUGGCUGGUGGUACAACGCUUGUGGCCAGACCAACCUGAAUGGCGUAUGGUACAGCGGGGGAGUUUACCGCAGCAAAUUUCAGGAUGGAAUCUUCUGGGCAGACUAUGGAGGAGGUUUCUACUCCCUCAAGUCAGUCCGCCUCAUGAUCCGACCGAUUGACUGAAAGCUCGGACUGCGGUUCAAUUCAGAUGCACCUCAGUUUCCUUCCUUAUCUGUAUCUACCCAUAAACAAAUACUGUAAAGGCAGAACCAGGAAUCCCUGCCAGCGUACAACAGUGCCUUGUAAAAGACAAAGGAGUGAGAGACAGUGGCAUAUGAGUAUGGCCAGAAAAACUCCAGCAGUCUGCUCAAUGGCCCAAGUUGACUCUAACUUUGAGAUGAAUACUGAUGCUAUUGCCCUCCCUCAGUUUUUGCUCUCCUCUACCGUUCCGUCUGGAAAGUAACGGUCAGUCGAGGUCCAUGGGACGAUUAAGUAUUACUCUCAAGCGUCCUAUCCAAAGCAACGUUUCCACCCAAAGUGCUCUGAACUUUUAGUCCCAGGAACUACUUUUCAAGGGACUAAAGGGUUCCUUCAGUCCAUUGUUGUCUGCGUUUCCACUGCGGUCUGACCCGCAAAGAUUAGGGCAACUUAGUCUGCUGAUGUGUGAAAAAGCAAUGACAAUUUUGCAUUUGAUUACAUAAUAACUAUCGUUCCUGGUCUGUUUGUCCCCAUAUUGAUGUGUUGAAGCACAAAGAACAAAAAACAUACUGGUUUGCAGCUGCAGAUUUUAAUACAUGGUGGCUGAAGUAAAAUGCUGCCAUUACCCAGCCAAUCAGAUAUCAGCGCUGCACACUCCACCCCCAAAAGUUUCUGUGCUUUUGGAAAGUACUACCCCCUGAGCAGAGACUUUGGGGUGGGGGGUGGAUGGGGGGAAUUUCAUUUAGACCGUGGUCCCCGCAGUGGAAAUGCACUGAGAUCCUCAAAUGGUUCCUAGUCCCCGGGGAAAGUUCCUACCAUGGAAACAUGGCUUUGCUCACUCUUGUUGAAACUCAGUAUGUAAUAAAGGGAAAUGGUCAAUUAACUAAAAACAUGAGAUUUCUUCUGAGCAGCUAAUAGUGACUUAUUGAAAGUAAUGCUGGCCAUACCAAAGGGUAUUGGGUGUACUGGGAUGUUUGACCUUAGUAUCAUAAAAAAUGAUGCAAUUUAAAGGUGUGUUGCCAGCUAGAAUACCUGACAAUCAAACAGUUAGAGGACAGGCCUUGUUAAACCUACUGUCUCUUGUUUAUGGGCUUUGUCUGGACUUCUGGGGUUUCCUUCGACCCCGACAGAAAAUGAACUCUUGCAACAAUGUGCAUGUCCAAUGUGCAUGUGGCUGAGCUGGCUUUGGUAUGUAAAUAUCUCUAUGUAAGGUAAUUUAAGAGGUGUGAUUCUACUCAGGCCAAAUGUUCACAAUGUUAUUUAUCAGUGUAUUUAUAGUAUAGUCAUGGCCAUUUUAUAUCCCUUGUAACAAUACAUUUCUUAAUAUUUUUUAUCCCAUGUAGAGAUUCACUAACAUCCCUUGAACAGAAAGACAUGUAUACACACGCACACAGACACACAUGCACACAUGCACACACGCACACACACUCUCUUUGCCGACACAAACAAAUCCAGAGUGGAUGUCUAUUUGACUGGAGGGAGGAGAGAACGUGACAUGCACUACCUGUUUUCAUUCAAGUCAAAUUAAAUUCUUUUGUAAACAAUGAACUGUCUUUCACUCAUCACUCAGCUCAUGUGAAUGAUAAAAUUA
Chelmon rostratus (copperband butterflyfish) is the source of this 3398-nucleotide messenger RNA. RefSeq names its product angiopoietin-like 1a (gene angptl1a). Gene Ontology annotation, biological process: cell surface receptor protein tyrosine kinase signaling pathway. The record is from RefSeq and is a predicted model, not a curated record. The transcript has 6 exons. Lineage: Eukaryota; Metazoa; Chordata; Actinopteri; Chaetodontiformes; Chaetodontidae. The coding region runs from base 329 to 1792 and encodes 487 amino acids.